Esox lucius (northern pike) is the source of this 1448-nucleotide messenger RNA. It is a transcript of the gene lypc, whose product is annotated as ly6 domain containing, pigment cell. The transcript has 3 exons. The coding region runs from base 820 to 1233 and encodes 137 amino acids. The record is from RefSeq and is a predicted model, not a curated record. NCBI's taxonomy places the organism in Eukaryota, Metazoa, Chordata, Actinopteri, Esociformes, Esocidae.
UUCACAUUAACAGUAUACUUCUCUGCAAACUCAACCCGUUCCUUAGUGUUUUGGAAUAACUUCCAUGUUUUUCAUUAGUGAUGAUCUUUGAAUAAAUCCAUUGCCAUUUUGCAGACAUUGUAUCGUCGGCUCUGUCGGUGGCUACAUUAGAAUCCCAAGCUUUGUCCCGUACGGUCACCUGUGAAUAGAUGUUUACUGUUUUAUCCCCCUCCUCCUGAGUCAUCUGACUUAUGGUCAUUUGACCGUCCUCCCUCUAAACUUCACGUCUUUCAUUAACAAAUCAGGGAUGAUUCAAUAAGCCUUUAGUGAGGAAUUACAGAUGCUUUGUAUAUAGACACUCUGUUCAUAGAAAAGUGGUGCUGUUGGUUUCGGCAAUAGUAUAUUUCGUUGUAAUACCCAAUAUUUGACUGAAUACUCAAAUUGUUUAAUUAUGGUUUUGUAGUAAGAUUUCAGUCCUAAUUAUAGAAGCAGCAUUUGUCAAAGAGCGGAUCGACUUGUCUUAUCACUAGAUGGCUAAUGUCCUAAUUAAAUCAGAUGUGUUGGGUGGGGAGAUAUUUAGAGAUAAGCAAGAUAGUAUCAAGGCAAACAGGAGGCUAUCUUCAGAUCUGUGCAGACGAUGCAUGAAGAGUGCUACUAAAAACAAACUGGGAUAUUUACCGACAAUUGCACACUAUAUCAAGACAUUUUACAGGACAAUAAGUUCAAUGUUUUAGGUGAUGUUCAUGCAUCUAAAAUAAAUCAAUUUGAUAGCUAGAAAAUUCUGAGUUCUUGAGGAGCUGCAAAAGUACACAAGCUGUCAAAUCAAAGGUAGUAUAAACUAUGGUUUUGUUUAGAGAGGGAGAAAAAAAAAUGAUGUCACAGCUUCUAUGCCCUCUGCUUUUCCUGUGCCUGGUACCAUCUGUGGUUUCUCUGUUUUGCUUCACCUGUGUCUUCCCUACCAUUUCCCCACUGGACUGUAUCAAGUUCCCACAGAAGUGUCCUCCAGGUCAGCUAUGUCUUUCCAGCAAAGCUGUGGGGAAGAGUGGAGCCUUCAGUGUGACACUGUAUGAGAAGAGCUGUGUCCUCUCCUCCCUGUGUGGCCUGGCUGGUGAGAAGUACUCCAUGGGCCUGAACUUCACCUUCACCAAUGAAUGCUGUGCCACCCACCUGUGUAACGGAGCUGCAGCCCUCUCUGCCCUCUACUGGCCUGGCUUGGUGUUCUCCCUCCUCCCAUUCACCCUCUCACUGCGGUGAAUGGACGGUCUAUGAAAAUUAUAAUGCUACCGUCAGAGAAAGCAAUGGGAAAACAAUUGUUUAACCUGACCAUCUUCCUGAGUGGAGCAUAACGAAAGUUUUGCUUGAUUGCCUUAUGAAAAACAAUGCAAGUUUUAAACAACUAGAAUAGUGUUCAUGUCUUCAGUGUUUCUGUCAUUCUAAAUGGAGAGCUCAAAACAUAACAAUUAUCACUG